Messenger RNA from Conger conger (European conger), 7528 nucleotides. It is a transcript of the gene phldb1b, whose product is annotated as pleckstrin homology-like domain, family B, member 1b. Gene Ontology annotation, cellular component: basal cortex. The record is from RefSeq and is a predicted model, not a curated record. Gene Ontology annotation, biological process: regulation of microtubule cytoskeleton organization. The transcript has 27 exons. Gene Ontology annotation, molecular function: protein binding. Lineage: Eukaryota; Metazoa; Chordata; Actinopteri; Anguilliformes; Congridae. The coding region runs from base 100 to 4842 and encodes 1580 amino acids.
GUUAGUAUUAUGCAAAGUUGUGAUUGUUGGAUGCAGGGUUUUUAGCUUGCGGCUGAAGAGUCUGGUUUAUUCACAUCUUUAUUUUCUGAUCUCUUCGCAAUGGAGACCAUGUCUCCACCAAACAACUGGCCAGAGGAUUUCCAUGCUUCUGACGGAGUGAUUGACAACGCGGUGGAUAUGGACCGUCUGAACAGAAACAUUCCCCAGCGCGGUCGACAGACACAUCAGGUCUUGCAGAGCACCCCUCUGGACCUCAUAGAGACUGGGAAGGGACUGAAGUUCCAAGCAGAGCGCCCCCACCUGGUCAGCCUGGGCAGUGGCCGUCUCAGCACGGCCAUCACUCUCCUGCCUAUACCUGAGGGCAGGACUACUCUGGGCCAUGGAGCCAUGGACAUCAGCAUCCAGGGACCAGGCGUGGCAGCCCAGCACUGCUACAUCGAGCACCGGGCGGGAGUUAUCACUCUGCACCCCUGUGGGAACCAGUGUGCCAUCGAUGGCCUGCCUGUCACCAAACCUGUCCGACUCUCACAGGGUUGUAUGUUGUGCUUCGGACAGUCUGCCUUCUUUCGCUUCAACCACCCUGAAGAGGCUUUCAGGAUGAAGAGCAUGAUGCCAUCUUCAAACACAGGUUCGACUGGGAGCCUCAGAAACCACCAAGACUCAAACCGCUUCGUCAAUGGGAACCACCAAUCAGGGCCGCUGCACUGUGAGAAACCCCGCCCCCAGCACAGCUCCCUGGUCAGCUCCAUUGAGAAGGACCUGCAGGACAUCAUGGACUCCUUAGUCAUGGACGACCCCCAGCCCUCCACCUCCCAGCCCAAAAUGGCCGCCGGCCAGCCGGCCCCUCAGUCGGCGCUGUCUCCCAUGCUGAACGGGGGCGGCCGCUACCUGCUGUCCCCGCCCACCAGCCCGGGUGCCAUGUCGGUGGGCUCCAGCUACGAGAACGCCUCCCCGCCCUUCUCCCCGCUGUCGUCGCCCUCGGUGACCAGCAGCGGCGGUUACACCAGCCCCUCCCCCGGCGGCGGUCAGGACCCCGCCCUCCCCCCGGUGCCGGCACGGUCCUCCAGCUACCACUACACCACCCAGCCCCCGGUGCCCCAGCCCCGCACCCUCCUGCCCAGCUACGGGGCCAGCGGAGUGGGGCUCAGGGUGCAGGAAAGCCCCAGGCUUCAGAGGAAGGCCCUGCUGGAGGCCCCUCCAAGCCCCACGCUGACUCGCCGGGGAAUGGGCCAGGAGGGCGGCGCGGCGAGGGGCGGGGACAGCCCCAGACACGCCCACGGGCUGCCCUCGCUGUCGGUGUCGCCCACCACGGCGGACGGCGGGUCUUUUCCUCGGACCGUCGUCCCCGGGAGUCCCCGAAUGACCCCCAAAUUCCCCCCCGUGUCUCCCUCCUCCAACCCGGCCAGUCCCAGGACCAAAGCAUCCGUGUCGGUCCUCCAGGAGAGACCCCCCAGCCCGUUCCGCGAGCCUGCGGACCGCUCUCUCUCCUGCAGCCCCUCUCCCCGAACCCUCCAGCCCCCUGUGGACCCGGUGGUCCAUGUGGUCCCACCCCAGCCCCUCCCCCGCAACCUGCAGCCCCCGGAGAGCCCCCGCCCCGGCCGGCGAGCCCUGGACACGGGCGGCCUGCUGCCCCCCCCGAGCCCCUCCCUGCCCCGCCGCGGCGUGCCCGUGCUGCCUGUGGCGUUUUCGGGGUGCCCUCCCGCUCUACGUACCCCCGAGAGCCCCUCCGGACGGCUGGUCCCGGACAGUCCCAGGCUGAGGCGCAGAGCCGCCUCCCCCCCGGAGGAGCCAAUGGGGCGGGCGGUGCGGGCCCGGAGCCCCUCCCCCACUGGCCUGCUGAUGGAGGCGGGGUCUGGUGGGCGGAAGGCCAGCUUUGGGAACGCCCUCUCACCGGCGUACAGCCUGGGCUCUCUCCCCGGCUCCUCCCCUCUGCCCAGCCCCCGCACGCAGCGCAAGAUGUCCGGCGGGGUCCGCGAGCUGAGGGGCCCGCACCCCGGGAUGCGGGAGCGGAAGAACAGCAUCUCCGAGAUCAGCGACAACGAGGACGAGCUGCUGGAGUAUCACCGCCGGCAACGCGAGGAGCGACUCCGAGAGCAGGAGAUGGAGAGACUGGAGCGGCAGAGGCUGGAGACCAUCCUGAACCUGUGUGCCGAGUACAACAAGGGCGACACCCCGGGGCCGGAGGGAGCGAGGCUGGGGUUCCCGGGAUUGGCCCCCGCCGGGGAGGACACCCUCAGGAGGGCGGGGCUGGACGCAGCGCGGGGCCCGGCCCUGCGCGUGCCGCAGAAACAGAGGGAGAGCGACGAGGAGAACCUGAAGGAGGAGUGCAGCAGCACAGAGAGCACGCAACAGGAGGAUGAAGACUGUGGGGGCAGCGGGAGGCGGGAGCUGGCGUACCUGGAGGAGGAGCGUGUGAGAGUGCUGACCCGUGUGGACGAGCUGAAGACCCGCAUCACCGAACUGGAGCAGCAGCUGCAGGAGUCCAAGCAGGAGGCAGAGAUGGAGCGGGCCUUGCUGCAGGGCGAGAGGCAGGCGGAGCUGGAUCAGGUGGAGGCAGAGACUGAGAUCAUCUCACAGCUACAGCGCAAACUCAACCAGCUGGAGAGCACCAUUCAGAGAGAGAAGGACAAGGAGAGGGCAAAUGUUGAUGUGGAACGGGAGGUCCUGGCCCGACUCCAGGAGGGGUACAGUGAGCUGAAGAGCCAGCUUCACAACUGCCCCGAAUCCCUGCGCGAGCACUUACAGGAUCAGCUGAAGAGGGAGGCAGAGGCUCUGGAGUGCGAGACCAAGCGGUUCGAGGACUUGGAGUUCCAGCAGCUGGAGAAAGAGAGCAGCUUAGAGGAGGAGAGAGAGACCAUCAGCCAGCAGCUCCUGCAGGAGAGAGCGCAGUAUCACACCAGCGUGGCCCAUCGGAAGGAAAAGGUGGCAGCACUUGAGAGCCAAGCCAGUCAGCUGGGGCUGCAGGCCAGCCAGGAGUGUGAGCGAUUGGCUAAGGACAGGAACCAGGCCCUGCAGCUGCUUCAUAAGGAGAAGGAGAGGCUGUCGGCCCUGGAGAAGCGCUACCUCAGCCUCUCCGGGGGAAGGGCCUUCCCCAAGAGUGCCAGCGCCAUGAAGGAGGAGUAUUUGAAGCUCUCUGAUGUCUAUAAGAUGUAUGGGAACGGUUGCCAUGACACCCAAACCACCACCUCUGCUCAGAACUGCACUCCGCUUGCCGUAGUUCCAGCACUCGUCAGCGAGGAUUACGUCACCGUCAGCCAAUUAAACCAGAUCUUCGGGAUGCCGAAGGUCGACUCCUCCCCCACAUCUCCUGUCCAAUCAUUCCAGUCUGUCAUUUCAGACUCUGCCUUCUCCUGCCACACCCCUCCGCACGGCACCUCCCUGUCUCCCUCUGCUGAGUCUCAGAGGAGUAGGCCUCACAUCCCCCCUCUUGAUUUAGAGCGCUGGUACCAGGAGAUAAUGGCUGCUGGGGAACCCAGUCAGCCCUGUCCCCCCCCUCUCCCUGCUAAGUCUUUCUCCACACGCAGGCCUGGGCAGGUUUACCGCUCCAAAAUGGACAGCGAUGGCGGGUCUUCUCCACUGCACCCCAAAGCCAGUGUGGGAUCUUCAGCCCAGUACAGCGCUGCUACGAUGAGCCGCAGCACACCUACCAAGAGCCCCAUGACCACACCCAGCCACACUGGCAGUCUGCCCCGCAACCUGGUCUCCACUCUGCAGGACAUCGAGACCAAGAGACAGCUGGCACUGCAGCAGAAAGAACCCAUGCCUUCCACGCCUGAAUCCUCCUCCACCAGCGACAGUGUCACAGGCCAGCAGGUGAUCGAGGAGCAGAGGAGGAGGCUGGCGGAGCUGAAGCAGAAGGCCGCAGUGGAGGCCCAGUGCCAGUGGGAGGCGCUGCGGGGCUCGCAGACGCAGCUGAACGCCACGUUCCCCCCCGCCGGGCCUCCCAUGGUGCACCACUCCAUCCUGCACCACCAGCCCCCUCCGGCCGGGGAGCGGGCCUACGACACCCUCAGCCUGGAGAGCUCCGACAGCAUGGACACCAGCGUCUCCACCGGCAACUCCGCCUGUUCCCCCGACAACAUGUCCAGUGCUAGCGGAAUGGAGGCCCUGCAGAUCGAGGAGAUGGAGAAGAUGCUGAGAGAGGCCCAGCUGGAGAAGGCCAAGCUGAUCGAGACACGAGAGAAGGAGACGCAGGCGCGGAGGCAGAUGCUGGAGGAGGAGCGGAGGAGGCGCGAGGAGGCGGAGAAACGGCUGCAGGACGAGACGGUGCACAGGCAGCAGCUGGUGGAGAAGGAGGUGAAGAUGAGGGCCAAGAACUUCUCACAGGCUCGUCCCAUGACACGGUACCUGCCCAUCCGCAAGGAGGAGUUCGACCUGCGCUGCCACAUCGAGUCCUCCGGGCACAACGUGGACACCUGCUACCAGGUCAUCCUCACCGAGAAGAUGUGCAAGGGCUACCUGGUCAAGAUGGGCGGCAAGAUCAAGUCCUGGAAGAAGCGCUGGUUUGUCUUCGACCGCCUCCGGAGGACCUUCUCCUACUACGUGGACAAGCAUGAGACCAAGCUGAAGGGAGUGAUCUACUUCCAGGCUAUCGAGGAGGUGUAUUACGACCACCUGCGCAGUGCCACUAAGAAAGGAUUUUUCAACCUCAGUUUGGCCAAUCACAUCUCUGAUCUUCUACCUCCUCAGUUCCGUAGAGAGAGUCCCAACCCUUCUCUGACGUUCUGUGUGAAGACGCACGACCGGCUGUACUACAUGGUGGCUCCGUCGCCCGAGGCCAUGAGGAUAUGGAUGGACGUCAUAGUAACAGGAGCUGAGGGCUACACGCAGUUCAUGAACUAAAGCAGACAUGGGCGCCAUUUUGAAAAUCUCGGUAACGGACAGUUCCAGCAGGGAGUUACCUGACACCAUCGCUUCAUUACUAGGACCUAAACUCCCACUUCUGGGAAAAGCCUUUAAUUAGUUACUUUUAUUAGAUUUUUUUUUUUAACCUAUACUUUCAUUAUAGACUUUUUCUUUGCCACGUUUUCUACAUGAUUCAGCAUGGAUGAAAAAGGGAGUUCUGGAAGGACAGAAACAAAAUGAUACCAAAAUUCUCGACUUUGCAGCUUAAAACACAGCCUUGCUUUUAUUGCCAAUGGAGAGAUUGUUUUUUUUAAUUUCUUUUUUUAACAGUUCCAUGAUGAAAGGACCCAUUUUUGUGUACGGCUGACUUUAAUGCUUUUGAAGUGUAAUGACACUGCAUUAUUUAAACUUCAGCUACAGGCCACUGGAGGCCAGCCAAUCUGAAGUGCUUUUUCAGACGCCCACUUUGACAUGCAAUUCACAGGCGGGGAAUCUGUUGUGAGGUCUGGGUCGGUAUCCAUUGGAAUUGUCACAUCAGCAAAGAUUUAUUUUCCAAUAAAUACAAACGUGAGUUUUUACUGGAACGCCAACCAACAUAAACAUAUCUGUGUAGACAAAUCCAGGACAAUUUCCACCAAAGAUCUUCUGUGCCAGCAGCGCAAGAGGGGGCCUGUUUCCCCUUUAUGGUUCUUUUUUUAAUUUAAGAAAGGUCUCCGUUGGAACCCGCUGAAUCGGAUCCACACUGUGUUUUUCUGAGGAUGUUGCCAACAAAUUAAUUCAAAGGUGCAAAAUACACACACACACACACACACACACACACACACACAGGCAUGUGUACAUGCACACCUGCAUGCCUGCACGCAUGUGCGCUUCAAACACGUAUGAUCCGUGUGCCACGUUGUGACAUCUAUACCUUUAUCCCCAACACAGAGCAGCCAUUCCAUCACUGCCAGCCUACGACAAGAGCUACUAAAGACACAACAUAACUAACUAUAAUGAUGCAAUUCAUUCUCUCUUGAAACUAAUAUGUGCCUUCAUAUGUAUUUAUUAUUCCAGGUAUUUGACUUUAAAGCUUGUGGGAAAACUAUCCUAUAUAUCAUCUGUGAGCGUGUAUGUGUGUAUGUGCGAGUGUAUGUGCGUGUAUGUGUGUAUACGUGUGCCUGUGCAUGUGCGCGUGUCUAUGUGCGUGUAUGCGCGUGCCUGUGCAUGUGCGUGUGUAUGUGCGUGUAUGUGCAUGUGCGUGUGUAUGUGUGUGUCUAUGUGCGUGUAUGCGCAUGCCUGUGCACAUGCGCAUGUGCUUGCUGGUGUGUGUGUAUGUAUAUGUAUAUGUAUAUAUAUAUAUAUAUAUUUCUUUUUUGUAAUUUCAAUAUUAUUGAAGGGAGAUUUGCACAAGGUCCGGGAAAGUUAACAGUCUUACGGCUACUGUUUAAUUACAGUGUAAUAGUGGGACACUCGGACAGGAAUCUCUGAUUUUUAUUAAAGCCCGGGUAUCGAAUUAAAAGCAAACCAGUCUAUCCUAGUGUUUGCUGUGCAGUGAUCCGUCUGUAAGGUAACCGUGUCCAAGGGAAGAUCCACGGAACACUGGAAAGGAACUCAAACGACCAGAUCUACAGUAUCUAGGUGUUCAUAAUGACCAGGACCUGUGUGCUGACAGACCGUAACAUCAUGUCCGUAGCACUGACCGACCUACCAGUGGUUUUAGUCAUGUGUCUGGUGUCCAGCUGGUGCAUGUAGACCCUUGGGGAUCAGUAGACUGUGUUUGACAUUAUUGUAACAGUUCAGUAUUGUAGCUAAUGUGAAUAAAAGGAUCAAUGAUCGAUCUCCAGAAGAAACGAUGCAAACAUAUCAACAUAGGUUUGGUUUUGAGUGACUUUGGUCACCAGAGCGACCAAUGAAAAGCAACCAAUGAAAACGUCCCUCUGAUUUUUGUGUUCUGACAUGUACACCUCACAUGCUCAUUCAAGUUCAUUUAGUUCAUAUAACUCUUCUCACUUUAUACAAAAGUAUUUAACUAUAAACCAUACAUGCUAUGACACUACAGGCUGCAGAACUAUUUUGAGAAUCAGGAAUGCACCACUGUCUCUUUUCUAUACGUGCAUUCAUCUGGUUGGAAAAUAAUACGUGCACAAAUGUACCUUCACUUUGUUGUAGUCAUGUGCUAUUGUUGCAUUAGGCAAUGUCUAAUGUCUUUUUUUGCCCACCGUUUCCUCUCUGUUCCUCGGUUUCAUUCUCUCUCAACCCCUCUCUGUCUCUCCCUGCUAUCAUAGUCCCGCUACACCAUUCACUCACACUCUCACACAUACAGACACACACACAUACAUACACUCUCACAUGUACAGAUACACACACACACACUCACACUCUCACACAUACAGACACACACACAUACAUACUCACAUACUCAUACGGACACACAUACUCACAUGUACACACAUAGACACACACACUCACACAUGUACACACACAACACACACACACACGCAUAUGCACAUACUCACACGUACGUACACACACGCAUACUCACACACAUACAUGUAUGCACACACUCGCACAUACACACACACACACACACUUAUGCACACACACUCUGGACCAUGUUACAUGAAUGGUACUUCUUUGCCUCACACCCUUACAUCUGUGGACUAUGUGGGGCUCAUCACGCCAAUUAAAAAGGAAAUCUUUA